Aricia agestis (brown argus) is the source of this 1549-nucleotide messenger RNA. RefSeq names its product actin-related protein 2/3 complex subunit 1A-A (gene Arpc1). The coding region runs from base 144 to 1259 and encodes 371 amino acids. Gene Ontology annotation, molecular function: actin filament binding. NCBI's taxonomy places the organism in Eukaryota, Metazoa, Arthropoda, Insecta, Lepidoptera, Lycaenidae. Gene Ontology annotation, biological process: Arp2/3 complex-mediated actin nucleation. The record is from RefSeq and is a predicted model, not a curated record. The transcript is spliced from 3 exons. Gene Ontology annotation, cellular component: Arp2/3 protein complex; actin cytoskeleton.
AUUGAGUUUAUAAAAAUAUGGGGCAUGAAUACGUGUAAACGUGACUAAUGUAUUGAUCUCCCGCAGGGAUUCGCGUUGACUGCCCAGAGUCCGCGAAUAUUUUUCCAAAAAUUUCGUACAAUAUUAAGACCUGAGACCCGACAAUGGCACAAACACUUACUUUCGGUGACUCAUGCGCCCCGAUAACUUGCCAUGCAUGGAACAAGGAGAGAAAUCAAAUUGCAUUCUCACCAAACAAUAAUGAAGUCCAUAUAUACCAAAAGGAUGGCGGCGAAUGGAAGCAAACCAACAAUUUAGUGGAACAUGACAUGAGGGUGAUGGGAAUAGAUUGGGCUCCCAACACCAACAGGAUUGUGACUUGCUCCGUGGACCGUAAUGCCUACGUUUGGACCCAAGCCGAGGAUGGCAAAUGGAAUACCACUCUGGUGCUACUUCGCAUUAACCGAGCCGCCACUUGUGUAAAAUGGUCUCCAAUGGAAAAUAAGUUUGCCGUUGGCUCAGGAGCCCGGUUGAUAUCAAUUUGCUAUUUCGAAAAGGAGAACAACUGGUGGGUGUCAAAGCACAUCAAAAAGCCAAUCCGUUCAACAGUGACUUCCCUGGACUGGCAUCCUAAUAAUAUUCUCCUGGUGGCUGGAUCAUCAGAUUUUAAAGUUCGUGUUUUCUCUGCAUAUAUUAAGGAUAUUGAAGACCAACCUGGACCCAAUGUGUGGGGCUCGAAACUGCCUUUGGGGCAGCUUCUUGCCGAGUUUAGGUCAUCUGGUGGUGGCUGGGUCCAUGGAGUUUCUUUUUCUGCUGAUGGCAAUAAGGUCGCCUGGGUCGGACACGACAGUGCUAUCAACAUAGCCGAUGCCACCCAAGGGAAGGCUAUCAUAAAACUUAAGACUGAGUAUCUGCCAUUUUUAGAUUGUAUAUGGAUUUCCAAUAACUCUCUUAUUGUAGCAGGUCAUAGUUGCAUUCCAUUACUGUAUACCCACAACGGCAAUGAGAUUAAGUUUGUGGCCAAACUGGAUAAUACUCAGAGGAAGGAGUCAGGAGGAUUGUCUGCCAUGAAGAAGUUCCAAUCGUUGGACCGUCAAGCUCGUAUUGAGACUAACGACACAUUUCUUGAUUCUAUCCACCAGAAUGCCAUAACAUGUAUUCGUAUUUUCAAAGGCUCGAAAGCGAGUGCCUCCAAGUUUAGUACGUCGGGCCUGGAUGGACAGCUAGUCAUUUGGGACAAUGAACUCCUGGAAAAGAGUUUCAAUGGGCUCAAGAUUUAAAUAGCAUCGUAAUCAUUACUACAAUGCUCAUUAAAACAAAACUGCACAUGAAUGUAUUAUUGCAUUUAUUUUAUAAGGAAUAAUAAUAAUUAUAAUAAGCGUGAGAACUCUGAAAUCACUCUAAGAAAAUGUAAUGAAAAAAUGUAAAGAAAAUCUGUGAAACAGUCACAAUCACAGUUUGUUCAGUCAAGCAGGAACAGAAAUAGAAAAGCGGGUGAUGUGAGUGAGUUCGGCUCCCAUGCUGUAAGAACUUUCAAAUAUACAGAAUAAACUAUAAUUUAUAGAUACAA